Xyrichtys novacula (pearly razorfish) is the source of this 17044-nucleotide messenger RNA. The record is from the annotation of a GenBank genome assembly. NCBI's taxonomy places the organism in Eukaryota, Metazoa, Chordata, Actinopteri, Labriformes, Labridae.
AGAGAGAAAUUGACUAAUUAGCAAUGCGCACUAAAACUUGACGGUUCUCUCUAUAACAGCGAGGGAAAGAUUCGGUUUUUCUCCCCCUUUCUCUUUUCUUUCUUCCAUAGAUGUUUGAAAUCGCAGUCAUUUACGCUCGACAGUUUUUACAAUAGCCUUGAGCCAUAAUUUUGCGAGUCUCUCCAGCAUCCAUACCCCUGCAUGGUCUCUCUCCACCGGCCAUGCACGACCGUUUCUCUCCCCAACCGUGGAUUUCCUAUUACUCUCGUUACGACUCACUGAGCCCCAGGCCCAAGGAUAAUGAUGUGUUGUUUCUUGGUAGCAUAAUUUGUCACACGUAUAUUUCUUCUUCUUCUUCUCUUGCAGAAAGCACAGCUCCCUCUCACACACUCACACACUUCUUGUUAAUUCAGAAGAACAAAUGAUCAACGUCAACAAAUAACCUGAAAUAGUGACUUUCUGAGUUGGAAUCAAUGGUGAUUUUGAGACACCACCGACAAUAGACUUUAAAGGAAAAGGACAUUUCUCUAAAAAGGAAGAACAAAGGAAAAUUCAAGUGAGAUUAUUGGGAACCUGAAGCUUUACUUUUCUUUUUUGUCAAGAGCUGAAGUCAGGUAAGUUUGGCUCCUUCUCAGGCGAGCUGCUCACAUCAUUUAGUUGUGACAGGCGCUUUUAGUGUAUCUGGCGACAACGUUACAGCACGCUUCUGUCAAGUUUACACUCGUAGAAAUAGCUUUUAGAAAACAAUAGAGAUGCAUUGUACGUUUAACUUUACCGAAAGCUUCAUUCCAGUUGUUGUAUUCCGAUACUCACGUCUGUUUAACUCAGGGGGAGGCUAAAAAAGCGAAACGCAUCCGUAGUGCUGCUUGCUGACGGCUCGGAGACAAACUAAUUGCUUUUGUAUGACUCCGUAAAUCUGAGCGGUGUGUGAUGUCCUCGUCUUCGUGGGGGAGAGACGGGAGAAGUGUUGUCUGAAUGCUGCAUGUUCUCCGUCCACCGUGGCGGCUGUUUUUCCCUGGUCCUCAUCCGACAACUUCAGCCGCGUUAACCGAGCGAAGGGGGGGGAAAAGCGCUGCAGCAUCUCCGUAUCUCCGCGUUUUUUCUCUUUUGACAGCGCCCUUCAAAAAGCGUCAGCCUCCAUUUAAAACGUAUCGUUCUCGAGUUAAGAAUGAAUAAGAGUGGCACGCUGUGGGAACUACUGCGUUUUUGUUUGUUGCUUUACGACCAGAGCUCAAAGUUGAAAGCGACUGAAACCGUGCUGGAUGUAGAUAGUCGCCGGCAGGCAUGGCAUGAUGGUUAUUCCCCGCUGGACGGACGGGAGAUCUGCUCAAUAACUUAGGCUACUGGAGAAAUUUGGGUUAUAAAGAGCGGACUGUAGGCAGCUAUAGGCUGCUGUGUGUUGUUCAAAUAAAUGACCUGAGGUAAAUGGCUUGCAUGGUUUAUUUGUUGCCUAGGUGGCGUUCACAGUCAGGAAGUCAUGUCCAGAUCGGGUGAUAGAACAUCCACCUUUGACCCAACACACAGUGACACCCUGCUGCAUGGGCUCAACCUCUUAUGGAGAAAACAGCUGUUCUGUGAUGUGACUCUCACUGCCCAGGGACAGCAGUUCCACUGCCACAAAGCUGUACUGGCAUCCUGCUCUCAGUAUUUCAGAUCUCUCUUCUCCUCCCAUAAUGCCAUCAACAAUGAAGGGAGCAAAGGGGACCAGGGCAGCAGUGGGACCCCGUCAUCCUCUCCUGACGACAAGUUGGUGACCCCCAGCGCCAGGCCCAUUAAUAACCUGGUACUCCAGGGCUGCUCCUCCAUUGGACUACGAUUAGUGCUGGAGUACCUGUACACUGCCAACGUGACUCUUUCCCUGGACACGGUGGAAGAGGUGCUGUCAGUCAGCAAGAUCCUCAACAUCCCCCAGAUUACCAAGCUUAGCGUGCAGUUCCUUAAUGACCAGAUCUCUGUGCAGAACUACAAGCAGAUCUGCAAGAUUGCUGCACUCCAUGGACUGGAUGAGACCAAGAAGUUGGCCAACAAGUACCUGGUGGAGGAUGUGCUGCUGCUGAACUUUGAGGAGAUGUGUGCCAUGCUGGAUGCUCUGCCACCUCCAGUGGAGUCAGAGCUGGCUCUGUUCCAGAUGUCAGUCCUGUGGCUGGAGCAUGACCGGGAGACUCGCAUGCACUAUGCCCCAGACCUUAUGAAAAGGCUGCGUUUCGCCCUCAUACCUGCUCCAGAGCUGGUGGAGAGGGUGCAGUCUGUUGACUUCAUGAGGAGUGACCCUGUGUGCCAGAAACUACUGCUGGAUGCCAUGAACUACCACCUCAUGCCCUUCAGGCAGCACUGCAGGCAGACUGUGGCCAGCAGGUGAGGAUCAAACAGACAAAUACACAGAGAUAUAAAAAAAAGAAGAGAAACACACACAGACAUGAUUUCACACUCUCUCUCUCACACACACUGACACAGUAAUGAGCUGUUUGAAAGUGGACGGAAGGCGACUAAAUGCCUCCCACUUGUUAAAUUUAAACAAAUUGCCGACUCAAGUAUUGCCCACUCACUCAAGUAUACUGGUCCCACUGCCUGCAUAGUUUAGACCUCGUAGGUGGUCAGUCAGAGCUGUGAGGUUUGCGGCCCACUUAAUGAGGAUUUUUGGGGUUUUCCUGUUAUAAAUUGCCAGCAGGCACAGGGACUUGAUCUGCUCUUUGCUACACUAUAUUCAUCAUAACCAUAGGAUCACCUUAUGUUUCAUUGGAGGAAAAAACAACAACUCUUAAUUUCCUCACACAUCUGUGUAAUUGGUCUCUAAUCGAUGUAGACAAGAUGCAGCAAAUUAGAUAAAAAAGGUUUUGCUUUUGAUGUGUGCUGUACUGGGAUGAAUACAACUUGAAAUGCUCGUAUUAAUUUGUUACUAGAAUGACAUGGUAUUUGUAAUUCAACUCUGGUUUAAGUUUAAGGAUACUUCAACAAUUAAGGUAGUGAUAACUGACCAAAUAUUAAUGGAGCGCUAAUCUCGGUGUGCAAUAUAUAUCAAAGAAGGCAGUCUUUAUUUCAAAUUAUGCAUAAUUUAGAGAUAUUACCAGCACUUUAUUUAAUUGCAGAAAGUUCCACCCAUAAAUGAGCCAAGCUGCAUGUGUCACUUCCAUGUUUGUCCUGAUCAGCACUUUAAGGGGCCGAUGAGUAGCCAAGCGUUGUCAGCAUGUUGAUUGAUUGACGGGGCUUUUGUCAGGUUUUGUUUACAGGGCUGACUGUACAGUCAAGCCUGAAAUUUCUUAUGAGCAGUGAUGGCAUCAGUAUUCAAAUUUGGUAUUCACUGCAUACAUCUUUCAAGAGCAGAAAUUACAGUUGUGGCAUUGGGAGUCUUAAUAACUUACAAGUCGAAUUUUGAACACAAAGAUCUUGAAGGGUUUUUUUUUUUUUUUUUUAUUCAGUUGUAACCAGCUCUACAUUAUCCAAAUUACACAUUUAUUCUCACAUACAGACCUAAAUGAGCAAAGAAUAAGGAAUCCUCAUAAUUAGUUUCACAUGCCACUGUUUCUCUCCUCUCUCAAUUAAUCACCAUUAUCUAUGUCCAGGGGCUCAUUUGCAUAUGAAUAACCCCAAAACACUUCACAGUGGGCCAGUAGCAGAGAGAAUGUACCAAGACGAUGAGGAUUUUAUCAAGCAUAAAAAGUGAAAAGGGAGAAAAGGUGGAUGUGGCUGAAUAUAAAGGCCAGCUACUCUUAAUAUUUUCCACUGCAUAUUGUGAUUAAUUGGUGGAUUUGCUCUAAAAUUCUGUAGGAGAGGGAUCGUGUUUGUUAGUGUACAGUAAAGUGUUGAGUUUUUGGGUAGUGUAUCAAACAUAAACAGCAGAAAAUAUCCCAAAGAUGUCACAUGAAUCACUGCAGCCAAUGAAAUGGAGACGUUGUAUGGGCAGGUUUAUGUACUCAAUUGUGCUUUUGGCCUCUAGAAUGGCACCCUCCCCGACCCUCAUCACUUCACACCUAAUUGAAAAAAUGUCUUUUGAGUACCAUAACCACUUAAUAAUGCAUAAAAGCAUAAGUAAGUAGUUAAGUUUCUUCUGUUAAUCAUGAUAAAUGCAGCCACAAAUUGCAUGAUUAGUUGUCUUAAAUUAAUGAACAUAACAGGCAUUUGUUCAGCAUUUCAUUUAUGGCUUAUUUCAUUCAUAAAUGGAAUAUUUGCAUAGUAACAAAGAAAAAAACACAUCGCUUUUGCUGUUGAAAAUAUAAAAGUAAUUGUGUAAAUUGGGAAUUAAAGGUGUACAGAUUCUGAUUGUGCUUAUUUUUGCCUUUGGAUGUUUUAUCUCAAGUCUAAAUACCUGUUUUGUUCUCUGUUUCCCAAACACUUGUCCACACACCCACACUUCUGACAUUACAGAAUCCGUUCCAAUAAGAGAAUGCUGUUACUGGUGGGUGGUUUGCCUCCUGGACCUGAUCGUCUCCCAAGCAAUUUGGUCCAGUACUAUGACGACGAGAAAAAGACAUGGAAGAUCCUCACAAGUGAGUAGCAAAGGCUCUGCUGCAUUUUUUUUUUCACCUGAGGCAUCUUGUGUUAGUGGCUUUUUUUAUGAUGAGACAAAGUUGUUCCUAUGGAUGACUUUAACACAGGUUAAUUUCCACAGAAAAUGAGAGGAAGGAGUUCCCUAAAUCCUUUAGGUAAUAAUGUAUCACUAUCACUUUUAAUAUAAGUUUUUAAUCAGAGCGUGACUUCACAGCACUGUGGAGCUUCAUGCCCGGUUUCCCUUGUUUUUGCUGAAAUAUGCUGGCAGGAUGCAUGAUGAGAUUUACAGCAAUCUAAUGAUCUAUUGUGGCAGUGAUAGAACAGUAAUGAAUGCAACUUUUUCUCAAAAGCUUUUAAAAGUAGCUUGAUUAUUCACUUGCAUUGAUCAGUACAGGAAAUUGAGUUUUUCCAUACAUUCUAAAAGGUACAUAUUGAAAAAAAAGAUUUUGAUCCGCUUAGCAUGUGUUAAAUAAGAAGAUGGGUGGGGUUGGUGAACACGACAUUCAAAAGCAGAUACAAUGAUUUCAAACAAGUUAGAAAAUUGAGAGAAAAACAUGAAAAUGUAUCUUUAAACUUCAGCGAUUUAUACUAAUGACGGUAUUGAUUGAAUGGUAUUACUGAAAGGAAGUCAUCCUGAUUUUUAUCAUUUUUUCAUCGAUAGAAAUUCCACAUCAUAGACAAAACAACUGAAGGACAGACAUCACAGCACUCACUUCUGUAGCAUACCCUGUACUCUCUUUUCUCUCUGUCUUUUCUGACCUUUUGAGGCUCACCACUAUAUUGUUGCCAUAUUGAAAGGUCAAACAAGAGCUAAUGGGAGACCUUUUUUGUGCUUUGCAUCAUUAUCAUCCGACAUAUUGAGUUUUUUGUCCUUUUGUUUUGGUUGGAGACAUAUCUCAGCUGGGUCUCUUCAUCCGUAUAUAUUAGCCAGAGGUUUGUUUCUGUCAGUUUGGCACUGUGCAGUCUGUAUUCCCGUUUUAUGGCACGAGUUUUUAGUAAGUCUGGCAGUGUAUCAUUAUAUUCAUAGCUCAGACAGUCUUAAAUUCAGUAAAUGUUUUGGAUCUGUUUCUAUCUCUGCUGGAAUUACUAUUUUCUUGAUGGUUGUUUAAUAUUACUGAGCUCAUAUUUGGCCAUAUUUUACUAAAGGAGCCAUGCAUACACAACAGCCUGAGACUUUGGAGUCUAGAUUGUCAAUUUCUCAUUUAGCUCACACUCCUGGGUAUAAACUGCAACAAGCAAAAGGUCAACAGGGAUUUCCAUCGCUCAAAACUAAAAAGUUAACACUCAAAUGGUCCGUGUCCAAGUGGAAGGACAAAACUGCAAAAUCAUCCCCUUAACACAUCAGUGACCAUCUGAUGUAGCCUCCACACAAUGGAUGUGGAAUGAAGAUUAUUAACAUUCAAUCAUAACUUUUCAAUGAGGCGAAACCUGAGAGGGACAGCCUUUGAUUAAGACAUUCAUCAACACAAUUUGGGGAGAAUCUGAUCCCUCUCUGGCUGUGUCAGAUAUAUCUGCUGCUCGGUGAUUCCAGUGUAAAGUUUGCCAUCUAGUGUACCCACAGCAGCGUGGACAAACACAAGACAAUGGCAGGCACAGGCUCAGCCACAAUGCUUCACUGUACUCUCCCUGCUCUUCUGUAAACCAACCUGAUAUUACAAUCUCCCUCACGGAAAUGGACCUCAUCUACGCAGUAUGGCCUAGAACAAAGGAAUCCAGCUCAGUGGGAUGCAAUCGUAAUGGUUGUUAAAGGCACGUCAGAGCUCUAGCAGCAGUGGUGCAUUAGCUGUGGAGUCAGUCAACCAACCCCGACUGUGCCUCAAUGCAGAGGUUUCUGACUCCCUCUAGUGAGCCCUAGAGCUCACUGUAGACUAGAGAGAUGGCAUCCAUCUCACAGAGGACAUACUCAUCCUGCCCUCCUAUGGCCGCUCACCCCUGGGGUUAGCUGGCGACUCAGGCAAGAGGUGGUGAAUAGGUAGAUUAAUUUCACACCUUUGCUGUGGUGGUAAUUUUCUGUCAGGUCUUGCACAUUGUAGAAGGGAAAACACUAAAUAUGUUUGAUCAUUUUUGUUUGUUUCAAACAGUAUACACUAUUACUUCUGCUGCUGUUUACCAGUGUGAUUGUAACACCUGUAGAGGUACAGCAAAUGUUCCAAAUCCUCUCACUCUUCAUACUGUAGCUGCCUCUUCAAUAAUCUUCCUUUCAGGCGGGUACAAGAUGGUUUUUAGUAGGAGUACAAGUCAGUUGACAUCAAAUAAAAAGUCACCCAUCCAUGUCCUAUAUACUGUCGACUGAAUGAUAAUGUAAAUAGCAUGUAAGGGAAUUUGGCAGUCAUAUGGCACUCGUCUUUGAGGUGCACUGGAGGCAGGCAACCUAAUCCUCUCAUUCCAGAUAAAGCUGUGUUUAGGGUAUGUAGUAUUAGUUCCUAUCUGAGACUCCCCCCUUCUACCCCCACACCCCCCCCAUAGAGGACUGGCACAUGUCAGCCAGCCAGAGUGAGAUUGCAGGGAGAGGCCAAUUGGAAAGAAAUGAGAUUCAAGGCUGUCUAAUUUUGCAGCAACUGCGAUCCAUCAGGCAUUGGGGAGGUGACAGUGGAAAUGACUGAUGGAGACAGACAGGUGGGCUUUAACAUUCCACUGAUUUGUGCUCAAAAAGCACCGGGCCUGAGAUUUAUUGAGUGAACACGAUCAUGUUCAUUAUGACUGUCACCUAAGACCAUUUCUCUACAUCUCAAUGGGGUCACUUCAGCAAGAGAAGAUGGAGGAGCAGAAGGGAGCACAAAACAUACUCAGGGGGGAAAUCCUCCACAAUAGGCCCCUCUGCAGUUUGUCGCCAUUCAUGCUAACUCGUACUAAAAGGAUUGAGAAUACGCUACAGCGCAGAUCAUAUUUCUUGGAUGAUUUUCAUAUUUAACUUGAACGAAAGCUGAAAAUUUGCUGCUUUUAAUAGUAAAUGGACUUAAGCUUUUCUAGUUUUCCCAACCACUUAAAGCACUUUGUCACUACUUGUCAUAUCCAAUCAUACAAUAUUCAUAUAGUGACGGCUCAAUGGGCACUUUGGCAUGUGACCACAGGAGCAGGGUUUGAACCCCAAUCUUCCCCAAUUAAAAGACAAUCCACUUCACCAAUGAGUUAGAGCAGACCCUUUUAACCUAGAGAUAGAUAGAUAGAUAGAUAGAUAGAUAGAUAGAUAGAUAGAUAGAUAGAUAGAUAGAUAGAUAGAUAGAUGUAUUGUUGCUACUAACAGUAGCAGAGUUUUCUCUGCUUUGUAUUUUUCAUUUGUUCCAGUUUGAGAGUCAACAGGCUUGAUUCCCCUCAAGAAAUCACUUCCUGGAGAUGGAUGAAUGGAAGGGUAGAAAACAAAAGCAAUGAGCAGGAGAAAUAAAUCCUACAAUAGAGGCUCAGAUUGAUGAUUGAGAAAUAUGUGUGUCACUGUAACAAGCAUGUUCUGUGCUAAUGAGUGCAUGGUGUGAUUAAAUCAAACCUGACAUUAAAAUGCAGUAAAACAAUUCCUACUUUACGACAACAGACUCAGUACAUCAGAGUAAAAUUAGUCAUGAUAUGUAAAUCACUGCCAGUACAAGUGUUGCUUAUUAAAACAUUGAAAUAAUAUUUUGUGGAUGUUUUAAAGAUGAAAAUGUAAUUUUAUUAGGACUAAUUAAAGUUAAUUGUCUGUAUCAGAGAACCUGAGUGAUAGGUAACCAGGAUAAGUUUUUUGUGUGGCUUUGUUUAGUAGAGGGUCAAUUUAGUUUUCUGGGAAGGAGUUUUACAAGUUUUUUGCCCAUUUUGUUAGUCUGAGCAUUGUAAAGUUUGUAAAAAAAUAGAGUUGACAAUUUUUGAUUUCUUGGGCUCCUAGUUUAAUCUAAUACAUACUGGGACACCUAGUAGUGUAGUACCAAACACCUGCAGUAUACCACACGUGCUUUAAUAUUGUAAUGCUUCAUUGGCAUUAAACUGAACUCAUAUACAGUUGUGUGUUCUGCAUUUGUUGCACAAAGGGACUUAUGAUGACAGCUGACAGUUGUCUAUCAUAUCAGCCCCGGAUACUUUACAUUAUACAUAUAUUUGCAUUAUAGAGAUAGGCGUCAAAUAAAGUGUUACCACAAGAGGGUUUAUGGACUUAGGUUUCAUUGAGAUAAUAAACUACAUAUACUUAUAAUUAAACCUCAGACAGUUCUAAAUCAACAAGCUAGCUUUGAUAUCGCAAAGGUAAUGGUUAAAGCAGUGUGUUGUAAGAAAUGAUGUAGUAAAGAUUAUUAUUCAGUCUUCAACAAGUUAAGUUUUAAACCUGCAACUUACCUGUUUCAUUCACCUGUUUUAGUGAUUGAUGUCUUUAACGUUUGUGUCUCAUCCAGUUAUGCCUUACAACAGCGCCCAUCACUGCGUGGUGGAGGUGGAAAACUUCCUGCUGCUGCUUGGCGGAGAGGACCAGUGGAACCCCAAUGGUACAAUAACACCUCUGCAGCCUGAAAGCCUUUCUUUUCAGUGAUUUCCAACAACAAAUAUGACACAUUUAUAUAGCUGAGAGAACACUCGGAGCCAGAGUUGAUAUAAGUUCAAACUCAUCAGAGUUAAUGUAACACUUUCAGAUAGCUUCAGACACUCAUCCUGGAGCCAAACCAGCUCUGAGUGUACAAACAACACUCCAUCAACACUUGUCCAUAAUUGGCCCAGAAAAAUAACUGUUAUUAACACCAAAACAUUUUUGAAAGUGUUAGGUCCUUUUAGUGGCAACACACCGCAGUAGUAAGAAAGGAAGACUGUAAAUGAACAAAAAAAAAAAUCUGACACUGUCCUUUUGUUCUCCUUUCUGCACUUUGUACUAUCAGAGUGUUUUAUUCAGCAUUUUAAUUCAAAAUAAAUGUUGAGGAUCACUUAAUAUGUUUUGAACAUGGGUCUAACAACACCAGGUCACUCUGUUUGAAAACCCAGUGUUUAGUCAACACUUAUUGACUCUCACAGCAGUCAAAAGCAGCAGAGAGCAACACUAAAAAUAAUCACCAGUGGGUGGUGACUCUCAGAUCAUAUGCUUUUACUAAACAGAAACCUGCACAGCCAAAGAAGUGAAUUUCAUUUGCACUGCACAUUAAAAAACAACAAACCAGUUCAAACCGAGCAGUGCCUCAGCCUGCCAAAACUAUGUUGCAUCAUAAACGCUUAACCCACUAGACUGAAACAUGUCAGUAAUCUAUGUUUUUGUCUUGAUCUAAUUUUGCAGGAAAGCACAGCACUAAUUUUGUCAGCCGCUAUGAUCCCAGAUUCAACAGCUGGAUACAACUGCCUCCUAUGCAGGAGAGGUUAGUGUGAUUAUGGUGGAAUAAUGAUUUGUUAAUGAUGUGGUAAUGGAAAUACAGCUGAUGAUUCACAAAGACUCUGUAGGAUUUGGAGUCUCUGCCUCAAAAAACUGCUUUAAGUGUUAACUCUGAAUAAGCGAUAUAUAGAAAAACAUAUUGGGGAAAUGAAAAUUAAUAGAUUUAUAUGAGAUACUCUGAAGGUAUUUCUACUAUAAAUACAGUUUUGGAAUUGAUGCUGUUACAUACAAAAAAAAAAACAUACACAUAUAAAAUUUGGCAUAAAACAGAUGUCCAUGGUAUCAUGUAAACUUUAGGGGUCAACAUAUUUUGAAUCUAUCUGUUCAUCUUAUUAUAGUAACUUCAGAAUCCUCAAAUAAAUCAUGUCCUUGCUGGUUUCGUGACAUUGUCUGGAUGACACUUGUUUCUCAGGAGAGCAAGUUUCUUCGCCUGCCGUCUGGAAAAGCACCUGUAUGUGAUUGGUGGAAGGAAUGAGAGUGGCUACCUCUCCAGCGUGGAGUCUUACAACCUGGAGACUAACGAGUGGAACUACGUGUCAUCUCUGCCACAGCCUCUGGCUGCACAUGCAGGAGCUGUGCACAACGGCAAGAUCUACAUAUCAGGUCAGAAAGUGCCUGUUGUAUUAUCAUGAAAUACUCAUUUAGUUUAAUGUAAACAAUUUACCUGAACUCCUCCUUGAAAACAGUAUUGUAAGGAGUAUCUGCCACAACAAAACUUUACAUUUAUAUCAAGUGGUCAUCUCUCUUAUCAAACCAUUUCAGAUUCAGAAUGGACAAUAGGGAUGAAACUAUCAACGCCACAGAAACAGUUUUUAUCUCUUUCUAUGGCACAACCAGAUGUUGUCAUUUCUCACAUAAAACUUAGCUGGAGAAUCAGUGUGUGAAGCAGAUGACCCACUGAGCAAUGGAAGGCUAUUAGACGUCUAUUUUUAUUUAGACCUAAUUUUAACUCCCAAGAUUCUGUAUAUUUUUAGAUGGAAUUUAGAUGUUGCACUUUAACCCAUUAUUCGAUAACUAUUUAUUUCAAAAGCAACUGUGAGUUGCAUAACUGAUCUCCAAGUACUUAACCAAAAUAAUUAUGAUAGCUGUUGAGCAAUAUACAGUGUAGUAUAGAUAUAGCCCAGAUUUAGAUUUAGUCUAAACUUGGUCUAAAUUUAGAUGUCUAAAAACCUUCAUUUUUAGACCUGUGGUAGCCUGAUUUUAGACCAGUCUAGACUACAUUUAGACGUCUGUUAGACCUCUCUUAGACCUCUUUCAGACAAAAAAAAGCUUAGUGGGGAUGUAGCUGCUAACCUGUAAGUAAAAUGAGGAGAAGGCUACAAAUAUGUGAUCUAACCAUUCUUUACCGAUAUCACGCAUCACCCUUGUAAAAAACAUUUUAAGAUUUGAAUCUGAAAUAGCCAAAAGACUAAUUUACGGUAUAUCCAUCUUCAAAAUUAUGAUUCUGACAUGUAUUUAUGAGUUUUAGACAAGGUUCUGAGGUCUGAUAUUUCAAAAUCUUCUCUCAAAGGAUAGAUAUAACAUUUUAGACUUUUAUUUCUUAAAACAUAAAAAACACCUACUGUGCCCUCUGGUUUGUAUCAGAGAAGUUCCUUGAAUGGUGCAAACUCACAGGUUAGUGAUGAACCCUGCUCCACAAUUCAUGAAAACCAACUCCGUGUAGAUUCAGUAUAGUGUGGAUACACUACAACAGCUGCUGCCACAGUGUCUUUUAUUUAAUUGACAUUUAAAUCAAAGACUCAUCACACCAACACAUAAUAAACCAAAAUCCUCCUCUUCCAAAAGCUGGCUUUCACUGAAUCAUCAGUGAACUUUGUGACGUGACUAUUGUGCUGUGCCAGUCAGCACAAUUUAAAACUAAAAGAAGGGAACAAAAGCACCAGCCUUGAUUAGAACCUGUGCUCAAUAGAACUCCUUGGGAAAAGCACCGUUGACUCUGACGCACUAUGAGCUGUUGGUAAAAAAAACGUCACAGUUUAAAAGUAAGAGCCGGUAAGGUUUCUCUGUGAGGCGAGUGAACUGGUCUGUAUGAGAAACCAAAUUAAUCAUUCUGUAAAACAGUCAUAUGUUGUGUGAUUAAUACUUCUGACUGUGUGCAUCUGCAUGAACAGUCUGCCAGUCUGUCUACACAAACAUGAAUCUCGACCCAGUUUUGAAGGCAUGGCUCUGUUCUAAUCUGGUGCAGGUGGAGUUCAUAAUGGAGAGUAUGUUUCCUGGCUCUACUGUUAUGACCCUAUAAUGGACGUGUGGGCGAGGAAACAGGAUAUGAACACAAAACGUGCAAUUCAUGCCCUGGCCGGAAUGAACGACCGCUUGUAUGCCAUUGGUGGGAAUCAUUUGAAAGGUGAGUGCUUGAGCGCUUCAGGAGUUGAAGAAAAAAAAAAACACAGGUCAAGAUUGAUACUUUUUUAAAAGCAGCGUAUAAAGAACUGCUGCCAUUAGUGCGAGGAUGACCUCUUUCUUCCUCCCACCUCUUGUACACUUAAUCUUUUAAAGGUGGUAAAAGGAAAACAGGAAAAAGCAAUGGUUAGCUGGUAUGUGUCAUGUGUCAGGAUUGGUAUUUUAUUGGGAAAAUCAAGUGUGGACAUUUUAGUGAAGAUCUUCAAAAAUAACUUAAUUUAUUUUAAAAGACUAUUCAAUUUAUGAUGUUUCCUCUGCCUGUUGUAUGAUUUCUUGAUUGAUCUUCUGAAAACGGUCACAUGUCACAAGCUCUUUUUCAGCUGAUACUUAUGACCUGCAAAGGCUUUUUUGAGUGCAAUUACCAUCUUUACUGUGAGGACAGAUUUGCACUGUCAGGCACCACAUUGACAGUCAGAUCCUCUUCCAAUCAUUUGAGAUUUAGGAAAUUCUCAUUUUGCCUCGUUUUCCCUGCACAAAAAGUAACGCCAGGCAUGUCUAAACAUGUGAGAUCAAUUCAAUAUAGAUGUCUGUAUGAGGGCUAUACUGACAAAGAAAGGCCCAGAGGCCCACAACAAAAACUACUGUAAGAAACAUUUUAAUGUAUAAUAAAGCCUAACAAGUUAACCUAGAGAUGAGAACCAAACUGGAUGAUAGAGAAAUGUUUUAAGUGUAAUUUACAGCUGAUUUAAGACAUGGGUCAAAACCUCGAGUGUGUAGUAAAAGCUAACACAGGAGGAAGGUUAAGGAUGUAGCUGUAUUGAAGUAUUUGGAAUAGGCGCACAAUACGGAAUCAAUGGGACAAACAUCAGAGGCCACAUUAAGAAACAUCAGUUGUGUAGACAGCAGAGUAAUAUUUAGUCGUCAAGAUUCACACAUGCACAGAGAGGACAUGCAGACUCCACACAGACAGGCUCCUGUCAAACCAAGGAUUCAAACCAGGAACUCUUCUGCUGUGAAGCAAUAGCACUCGCCGCUGCACCACAGUCAAAGACAUGCUUGUCUGGUUAAUUGGUCACUCUGGAAUUAUCCACGGGUGUAAGUGCGUGCAUGAUCGGUUGUUUAUCUCUUUAUAUUAUUCCUGUGAUGGACUGGUGACCUGUCCAGGGUGUACUUGGCUCUCUCCCACUGACAGCUGGGAUAGAUUCCAGCCCUCUGCAACCCCAAAUGGAAUAAGCAGUAAAGAUAAUAGAUGGAUGAAGGUUUAAAUACAAACAGGCAGUAUAUUUAACCACAGUAAAAUUAAAGGGCUGGUUAACUGUGAGCAGUAUACUAAAGACAAAAAACAGACUUUAACACAAAGAAUAAAUAAACAGCUGUUAUAUUUAACACAAAUAGGCUCGCAUGAUGCUGAUUAUAAACAUGUGGUAGUGGAAGUCAUGUAUUUUUACCUCACUUUGCAAUGAUUAUGCAGUGAUAAUAACUGCCAAAGGGGGAAGACUAAAGUCCCACUUUGCAAGUUGAAAAUUUAUGUCAACAAUAAAAAAAAAAAAAAAAAUCACAUUAAUGAAUAAAAUCAAUCUCAAGUUUUAUUCUGAAUGUAAUAUUUGAUCUUCUCAGCAAAUCUGCUCCAUCAGGGCUGUGUGGGUGCUUUAUGAUCAGAUAUUAUUAACAGCAUCCUGGCAACAUAAAUAACCCCACAACUGUCAUAGGUUUGGAUUCAAGAGUCCCGCCCACUCACAGAAGUCAGAAGACAGUCAGAAAACACAGGAAUAACCAAAACUGUGCAAAUUUAGUGGGGCAGUUUGUGUUUCGUUCAGAACCGCUCCCCAAGAGUAAAAGUUGAUCGACUAUGAUGUGUGCCUUUAAUCAAAUUAACUUCACUUUAUACACUGAAGCUCAGUCAUUAAAGUACAAGCUGCUGCCAUCUGGUUGCAGAUACACUCCACCUGGAUACAGGACAAACGAAUUCAAGAGCUGACUUUUUCCUUGCACUGUUGGCCUCAUAAAUACCAUCAUGUGACUCUUCACCCCCCCUCGAUGCCCCUAUCUCUUGCUGUGUAACAAACUGCCCCUCUGGGAUAAUCAAAUUUACUUUGGCCUAGAUUGUUUGAACUUAUCUUACUUCUCUUUCAAAGGUUUCUCUCAUCUAGACGUAAUGCUGGUCGAGUGUUAUGAUCCGAAAGCUGACCAGUGGAACAUUCUGCAGACGCCCAUCCUGGAGGGUCGCAGCGGCCCAGGCUGUGCUGUUCUGGAUGACAGCAUCUUUCUCGUGGGGGGCUACAGCUGGAGCAUGGUAUGGGUUUAAUACAUCAAAUAUCAUCAAACUGCGGAUUGUUUUUAUUUUUGUAAACAACCUCAAAAAACAAGUAUAAUCCGCAACAUGUUUGCUAAAAUGUGUGCUAACUUCUCUACUAAAUCUUAGAUAUUAAACAUGGGUCCCUUUUUCUAAUAUAGUUCUCUUAAACAUAGUGGCAUAAGUGAAGGCUGAUGCUUUAUUUUCACUUUAACCAAACUCCUCUAUGUUUUGUGUUUCAAAAAUAAGUGAUAAUUUGAUUUCUUAACCACAUUUAAUUAUUUUUCUUUGUGUUUGUGAUUUAAUUUUAUUUGAGAUUUCUGUGGGAGUUUAAUUUUUUUUUUUUUUUAAUUAUUUUUUUUAUACCAAACAGCUUGUUUUCUUUUCAGGAAUUUUUUUACGUUGUUAGAAUUAUAUCAGAAUUAAAGAUUUUAAAAGCCUAAUCAUCAGCCUAAGGUAGCUUAUCUGGAACACUUUAAAUAACUGUUUAAAAUCCUCUUUUAAUAACAGUCUCUUCUCCAUUCAAACUAUCACCCUCUCCAUGGGCUUAGUGUAACCGUAAUACAGCAUAAUGUUCUGUUUACCAUCUUAAUCUAGUCUUAAAUAUCACAAUCCAAAGCUUGAGAUUCACCCGUACUCUGACGAAGUCCAGGACAAAGUUAUGGUGAGCAGGCACACGCCAGAUUUUUGAAAAUCCCUCUUGGUGAUAUCUAAUCCCUAGUUAGAGUGGCCAUAAUACCGACAUUGAGUGAGACAAUCACCGAUGUAAUCUUGAGUGCUGUUGAUCUCUUUUGUUGUUAGGAAAUGUCACUCAGACUAGAAAAAAAAAAGAAAAAUUUGUGUUAGAUAUUUUAAGCUGAAGGAUUUUAAACACAGUUGGCAUACUAUGGGGUAUUUCUGGCAGCAGGGUGCAGGUAUAUUUGGGACAGACUUAAAAUAAAUUGCAGUUCAUGGUAAUAAGGGAACAUGUCAUCCAGUGCGACACUUUGGCUCUUUGCUGUGUUUCUGGAGAACGGUGGAGCUUCAUUGCACAGAGAAAUAAGCUGUACCGGCUUUUCUACAUAGACAAUUCUUGUCAGGGAAUCAUUGUGUUACUAGUUGGUUGUUAAAUGGAAUUCUCAGACCAUAUACUGUACUGCAUGUAUAGCUGUUUUUUUUUUUUUUAUAAUCUUACUUCUGAAGCUUAAUCAAACGACAUUGUUCAUUCUUACAAAACAAAGCUUUUCUCUACCACAGCUAGAAAUCUUCGAGAGGAAAAAAAAGGUACUGACUUGAUUUUCUGUUUUCCUCAGGGGGCCUAUAAGUCUUCUACCAUCUGCUACAGCCCUGAGAAAGGAACAUGGACAGAGUUGGAGGGUGAAGUGGCAGAGCCUUUGGCAGGCCCAGCCUGUUCUACUGUCAUACUGCCGGCCUGCCUCCCUUUUAACAAAUGACAACUAAUCAAACGGAAGGGCGGUGAUGAGGGCGAGGAGAAGCUCACUGAAUGGGAGGAGGACCAUCAAUAAGCAAAACAGCUGUCAACAAUUUUGUGACAAACCCGCCUCUUAGAUGACGGGGAUCUGUAUAAAUUAUUUUUUUACAGGAUUGACCAGAGCACUUUCGUUAUUGCCUACUGAAGGUUUAAAAAAAAAAAAGAUUGUGUAAGUCAUGUAUUUAAACUCAUCUGUGUUCUGAGAAAAGGUCAGUUUCAUACUUGAUUUCAUUUUAACUGAUAGUAAGUGUUUUUGGCUUCUCUUCUAUAGCACGCAUAGUGUUGGACUGAAUUAUAGCUUUCAAUUCCAUUGUAUCUUGUAUUCAGUAGAGGCAUAAUUCCAGCAAAAUGCAGUGUUGUUUCAUGGACUGAUCCUGGGAGGAGAGCGCAUCAGUCCAAAUCUUCAUGGAGUUUAACUAGAGCUGGGUGAGUAACAUGAACAGUGAUGAUCAAGGUAAAUAUUCUUCAUCACUUGACGAUUUUCAGCCAGACUGAAGUGGCGUUUCUGUAUACCUUGUUGAACAGAGAGUUCCUUACAGGUAACCUGCUUGACAAAAACAUCUCACCAAAUGUUUGUGGCCACUACUCUUUCUGCUCCAAGCUGUGAGGCUGACCAUUAUUCCCUUAUCUUCAUAGAAGCACUGAUGUUCACGUUGAUUUGACAACAAAAGGUACAAUCAAAUUGUAACUGCUAGCCAGUGUACUCGUGGUUAGCUUGUUUAGAGAAUGAGAUAAUGCUAGGAGGCCUGUUUGUGAGGUCACGUUGCAUUUCCUUGGUGGGAUUUUAAUCAUUAUUGUAUGAAACCCAAACAGGCAUACAUUGGUCCUCAACGCACUAAUAGUCAACUUUCAAUUCAGCACUUUUAAGUAACUAAAACAUAAAAAUAAUCCAUGUGCUGUGUUGAGGAAGAUCCACAGUGCAAAGGAAUCCAAGUCCAGUGUAGUCUACAUUUCUAGGUCUAAGGAGUUGACUCUAAAUAUCAAUGCAGUACCCGUUGAAUUCUGUAAAGAUUUGUUGAUUUCAUUCUUGUACAUAGUCGCUUGCAGUGAAACAUUUUUGUGCACUCAAUUUUGGAUUUAUUCUCAAAUCCUGUUAUGUCCUUUGCAUUUUAGAAAAUGAAAAUAAAUUGACUCUUGAUGAUUAAAA